This is a messenger RNA of Monosiga brevicollis MX1, 990 nucleotides long. RefSeq lists its product as uncharacterized. The transcript is spliced from 4 exons. The record is from RefSeq and is a predicted model, not a curated record. The coding region runs from base 1 to 990 and encodes 329 amino acids. NCBI's taxonomy places the organism in Eukaryota, Choanoflagellata, Craspedida, Salpingoecidae.
AUGGCUUCCCUGAGUGGAGACUCUGCGGUGGAGGAAGAAUUGAAAAGUGCUUGUUCCCUAUUGCAGAUCCCUAUCCUUGGUCGGUCAGUUAGUCCUGUGGAAGCAUCAGAGCGCUGCCUCAAAGAGGUGAUCGCUCGUGGCAUGGAAAUGGGGCUUCAUCUUCGGCGGUCAACGGCAACUCGGAAGCUCAGUCUGAGGUGUUUUGACGCAGCUCAGCUGAACAUUGUGUGCCAACGAAGGUCCACAACUGGCAAGAUUGAUUGGCUGACAGUCGUGGGUAUCUAUGAACGUGCCAUGAAGCUGUGGUUGUUCAGUGAGUUAUCAAUCACUCCGAGCGAAUACACGCAGCUGCGUCGCAACAUCUGGCACACCCUAGAUUUGCCUGGCGCAAAAUCUCGAAUGGGCCCGCGUCACGAAUGGUGGGGUGUUUUUUGGGAUGUUACACAGCAAUAUCUGAGCGAUGUCCAGAAGAUUCCGCACACAGGCAAUGCGGAUCCAAGCAAUGAUUCGUCCGUGCCUCCUGGGCGUCGUGAAAUUUGGGGCCGGUAUAGUCAACUCCUUCGUACAAUGAAGAUGGAGCGUGAGACCGUCUUGCAAGCUGAGUCUCGUGGAAAAGAGCAGGCUGUCUUGCGUCAAGCAGUGCUCGAGGAGGCCGGACAGGCCACUUUGCAUCGAGGGAUGAGACCAGGCUGGUUUGAAGGAGCCAUCGGCGAGGCCCUUGUAACCUUGCGCCAGCCUGCCCUAUCGCAACAGCAGCAACUUGUUGAUGCUCUGAGGAGUGAGAUGAAGGCAGACAUGUCUGUCAUGAACGAAAAGGUGACAGGCAUUCAGCAGUCUAUUGAAGAGCUCAAGUCGAUUUUACUUGGUAGUGGACGGCAGGACACUUUGCCGACAACCGUAGAUACCGGCAAGCGAACGAUGCAGGAGACGCAAGCCCCGGAACAAACACAGCGCCGGUCUACGCGCGCCCGGUCAUCGCAAAAGGAGUGA